UAAGUGACUCUUUUUUUCAUUCAGCACAUCACAAACAAAAAGUACGAAGUCUCGAUUCUUUUCUUUCUCUGAAUCUCUCUUUGUGCGUCACUCUGCAUCAAUGGAUGACAAAGCAAGAAGCUUAAAGAUCAACAAGAACAUGGAGGAUUUUUCGAACGUGGAAGAAGAAAUGGACCUAAGGAGAGGUCCAUGGACCGUUGAGGAAGAUUUAGAGCUCAUCAAUUACAUCGCUAAUCAUGGUGAAGGUCGAUGGAACUCUCUAGCUCGUGGUGCCGGACUCAAAAGGACCGGCAAAAGCUGCAGACUUCGGUGGCUGAACUAUCUCCGACCAGAUGUCCGCCGUGGAAACAUAACUCUUGAAGAACAACUCUUGAUUCUUGAACUACACUCCCGUUGGGGCAAUAGAUGGUCUAAGAUUGCACAAUAUUUACCAGGGAGAACAGACAACGAGAUCAAAAACUAUUGGAGAACACGUGUUCAAAAGCAUGCGAAACAGCUUAGGUGCGACGUGAACAGUCAACAGUUUAAAGACACCAUGAAGUAUCUUUGGAUGCCUCGGCUCGUAGAACGGAUCCAAGCCACCUCCACGAGGUCUGUUUCCACGUCAUCUUGCGUCACCACCUCUUCAGAUCAGUUCGUGAUCAACAACAACAGUACCAACAUGGAGCAUUCCGGUUUGAUGAGUAACCCUAAUGGUCACAUCUUCACGUCGGAAUCGGAUCAUUCCAACGUGGCAGUAUCCCCUUCAUCAGAUUUGACGGAGUGUCAUCCACAAAUGUCAUCACAGAAUUAUUUGGAUAAUAAAAUAUCCCCUUCAUCAGAUUUGACGGAGUGUCAUCCACAAAUGUCAUCACAGAAUUAUUUGGAUAAUAAAAGUGGUUUAUUAGGAGAUUUUACGAAUGGGAUGAUACCUAAUUACUGGGACAGUUUCUGGAACAUUGGAUAUGAUGAAGACCUCUGGCUCUUACAACAACAACAACAAGGUGUCCUCGGCAAUGGAAGCUUCUGAAAAGACAGAAGAAGCUACUAAAAAGUCAUAAAAACAACAAAAGUAAAAGGAGAAAAACAAAGCUUCUAAUUAGGGAGCUGGCAAAAAAAAAAAAAAAAGCUUCUAAAUUAGGGUGUGAAAGGAAUUUGUUAUAAUAUAUUUGAAGGUUUUUUUUUUUUUCUUUUUCUUUUUGUAGUAAGUUCGAUUGAUAUUUUGGAAUUGUGAUACUAUUUUUUGUGCUGAUAAUUUCCAAAACAAUUCAGAGUCCAAUUAAUAAC
Molecule: messenger RNA, 1266 nt
Organism: Camelina sativa (false flax)
Lineage: Eukaryota; Viridiplantae; Streptophyta; Magnoliopsida; Brassicales; Brassicaceae
Source: RefSeq, a predicted model, not a curated record